Messenger RNA from Clonostachys byssicola, 2193 nucleotides. NCBI's taxonomy places the organism in Eukaryota, Fungi, Ascomycota, Sordariomycetes, Hypocreales, Bionectriaceae. The record is from the annotation of a GenBank genome assembly.
AUGGCUGAUACCACAAUCCGAGCGUGUGUACGAUGUCACAGGAAGAAGGUCAAGUGCACUGGUUUUCCAGACUGCCUGAAAUGCAGCGAAGCAUCUGUCCAAUGCGAGCUGUAUACCAGACUUAGAAAAGCGGACACUAUGCGAGCUCUCAGGGGAGCCGAAAAGAGAGUAGAAUGGCUCGAGAAAGAGCUCUCCCGGGAGGUCGGUAUGGAUUGUCAGAGUCUUCCUACGGGGACUUCCACAAAAAGGCAUCCACGGCAAUCGAAUAGAGGACUUCCGAACUCUGCUCCAGAGCCAUCAACUGCCAGCUCUCCCGUUGGCUCAGCAAAUAGAAACCUUGAGCCCUAUAAUAUGUCGCCAAUGGAAUCCCAUAACCUAGCUGGCGUGGAGGUUAAUUCUCCAGCAAGAAGCGACGCACCGGAUAUCAGCCUGCUAGCUCUGAAUGCUACCGGUGAGCAGAGAUAUCUAGGUCCAUCUAGCGGAGCUUUCUUCUCAAGUUAUGCAACGGCACUAUUACAAUCAUGCGAGCCUUCAAUGGCAUCUGUCCUCCACCCUGGUAAGACAAGAGGCGCAAAUCAGGCGCAAGCACGUUUCAGGGAUGACCAGCUACCUCUUCAGCCGGAUGCCAUCGCCUUGCUUAAAAAGUCCUACGAGAUGUGGGUGCAACCCCUAUAUCCUUUAUUGAGCCAUGAAGCCCUGGAUGAUCUCGCAAAUAGAUGCGGCAAACUGCAAAAUGCACCUUUUUCGGAGUUGGUACAGAGCCCAGAGAGCUGCAGUGAGAUGGCAGUGUUUUAUUUGGCCAUGGCUCUAGGAGCGGCCAACCAUAUGAGCACUUGCACGCAACUCGGAUCAAAUCAAGGUAGAAGAGGCUUCCAGGGGGCGUCGCUACCAGUGCCCUCCUCGACUCGGCUCUACUCCGUGGCGUUGCAAUACUUGAGUACUCUAGGAAAAGACUUCCACUCCAGUCCUGCGUUUAUUCAAAUACUGCUUCUUGUCUGUAUAUAUAGCUCAUAUGGCCCGAUCGAGUCCAGCCAAUGGCAGAUGGCUGGCUUAGCGAUGCGAACGGCCAUUGAGAUAGGGUUGCACAAUAAACCCAAGGACUGGAAUACAUCUGAGGAAGAGAGGGACUGGAAGAAUAGGAUAUUUUGGACAGCCUAUUCAAUUGAGAUAAGUCUUUGUUACAAUCUUGGACGACCUCCUUCUAUCAGCGAAGAACACAUCACGGCGGACUUGCCAUUGCAUUCACCACAGACAGCAUUUGCGAUCCGGCAUAUUACCCAUCGUCAGAUACAAAGCCGUAUUAUAUCCAAGGUCUAUUCUAGCGCCUCUAGUAUACGAGGCCAAUCCCUUCAGCUUCGACAAGACCAGAUAGCAGAUUUGCAGUCGGAGCUCGACGAUUGGAGAGUUUCAAUGUCAGUCCUAUGCUCGGAAAAUCCAGAGUUCACGUACCCGUUCAGGUAUUUAAAGCUCUACAACAUUGCGGUUUUCCUCGACCCCUUUCUAAUCAUCAACACAACUAGCUAUUGGGACAGGCUCUACCACGGUACUUCAUUUGUGCUUCAUAGAAGGAGCCCGCUUUGCCCGAAUCCUUCAACCACGUCAUUAGAGCGCUGCAUUCGAUCUUCAGGUGCUUAUAUUGACAAUGUUCUUGAUAUUCUUCGAACCAGCAAUGUUCCCCUCUCAUGGAUGCUUGUGCAGGGUGUUCUAUUUGCCGGUCUCACUAUGGCAGUGACCGCCCAAACAAGCUAUUCCCAAAUAUCUUCAACCUCGGGCCCCUCUCUUCUUCUGGUCGACUUUCCCGCGUGGACUAGGAAGUGCUCCGUAUGUCUAGCAAUAAUGAACGAACGGUGGAACGAUGACCUUUUAUUCAAACUAGAUGCUCAAUUCGAGGUUCUUGCCGACAGUAUUCAAAGAACGAUUUCUACCGGGCUCGCAUUUCCCACAACAGGCAGACCUGAGACUACGCAUUCCUUAGGAGAGAGCGAUAGGAAUGAUGAUUCACAAGCAGAUGGCUCAUUGCCUUUCGCUUCAUCCUUCUUCGACCUCGGAAUGACCGAUCCUUGGGAGACAAUGGACCCUUUUGGGCAGAUUCUAGGAAUUUCCGGGUCUCAGUCUUUUUGGGAUAUCUUCCCGCAAGACUCUCGGAACAAUGAGAACGUUCAAGGUUGGGACCAAAAUUUAGGAAGCACUUAA